GCCCAGGGGGACGAGCAUGAUAAUCCACCGCCGAGAGAAGCGAAGCCGAGGUGCGAGCAGAGCGAGAGGAAAACCUCCGAUUAUUGAUAUUUGUAAAAGUUUGGACGCGUCAUUGAUCAGGCGGAGGUUGAGGAGACGGACGGGCGCGCGGUGGGCUCUUCGCCCCACUUCUGGCUUCAGACAUGGACGCUUUGAAAUCCGCUGGAAGGGCGAUCAUCCGGAGCCCGAGCAUUGCUAAACAGUCGUGGGGAGCAGGCAGACAUAAAAAGCUUUCAGAGAACUGGACGGACACGAGGGAGACCCUGGUGGAGGGCAUGGUGUUUCACCUCAAAUACCUGGGGGUGACGAUGGUGGAGCAGCCCAAAGGGGAGGAGCUUUCCGCUGCCGCCGUCAAGAGGAUAGUUGCCACGGCCAAAGCCAGUGGGAAGAAGCUCCAGAAAGUCACGCUAACGGUCUCGCCGCGUGGAAUCAUCCUUUACGACAGUGCCUCAAACCAGCUGAUAGAAAAUGUCUCCAUAUACAGAAUAUCGUAUUGCACUGCCGACAAGAUGCACGACAAAGUGUUUGCCUACAUCGUCCAGAACCAGCACAACGAGACCCUCGAGUGCCACGCCUACCUCUGCUCAAAGAGAAAAAUGGCGCAGGCCGUCACUCUGACAGUGGCUCAGGCUUUCAGAGUGGCGUUUGAGUUCUGGCAAGCCACCAAGGAAGAGAAAGAGAAGCGAGUAAAACCCAACUCGGACGUGGAAGGAGCCAGCAGCUCUCAGUCGGACAGCUCCACCAGCCUGGGCAGCUCGAAGGGAGGAGAUGUAGCCACUGGGACUCUCCUGGAGUUGGCAGAGGGAGCCAAAGCAGCACAGACCCACUCAGGAACAAAGCAGACAGAAUCGGAUCCCUUUGCGGUGCAUAAUCACGCGGCAGAGAACAACAAUACCGUUUGGGAACUGGAGGACGGUUUGGACGAAGCGUUUUCAAGACUCGCUGAGUCUCGCACUAACCCCCAGGUCCUGGACAUUGGGGUAAAUCCUCAGGACUUGAACAACGAAGAGUGCCUCUCCCCGGGCAAAUGGGACCAAGACGCAGACUCAGCUGCACAAAAAGACACAUUUGAGUUCUAACCUGAAGCCUCUGCCAAGAAGAAGAAGGGAAAACCAGGAAAAAACAAACAAACAAACCACCUUCUCCCUGCUGCCUGGUUCACUAACCGUCAGUCCUGUGGAACUCUGAUGCUUCUAAAUCCACGCAAGAAGAGAUCAACACAAGCCGACGGCUGCCACAACAGGCCAAAGCAAUAAAACCCUCUUCACCCCUUUUUAGUUUUUUAUAAAAAAACAAAACAAAACAUGCAGCCCACCCCAUGUUUUCUUCCAGCCUGAUCUUAUGUUCUGUGUUUACCCGUUCACGCUCACUCAUAUGUAUUUUUACACUGUGAUACAGAAAGUGUGCAAGAGCUAUUGGUGAGGUCAACAAGUGCUUCUAAUCAGCUGGGAUGCUAACACACCAGUUCCCCUCUGGGUUUAGCAGUGAAGUAACUACCUAUGUGUGUCACAGCUCCAGCUUUUAUGUUGGGCCUAAAGCUUUAAAAAAGAAAGUGUUUGUGUCUGAGCAAAGUUGACAAUCCUACUUUUUUCUAUUGCAAAACCUAUUUUUGCACUCAGCGUUCAUUCAUCAUUAAAAGCACAGAAUUCAUGGAAAACUCAUUUGUGCUUUUACACUAAUCACAUGUGGUCCUGAAACUGCAGAGAAGUUUUAACAAAUCUGAAUCGUAGAGCUAAUGUGUUGUUCGACUGAUAGGAUGAUGAUGUCAUACCAUCUAUUAAUAAUUAAAAUGUAUAACCUGAAAACCUCAACAGGAAAAAGGAGCUAGCUGUCAGUUUCUUUAACUGAUUUAAUCUCUUAGAUUCAGACUUGUUAAAUGAGUCGUUAAGUAAGCAGAUGAGGAGCUUUUAUUGGCACUCGCACACUCUCUGUCUAAAUAUGUUACAGUGGCAUUCAAAGUUUACUGAGUUAAAUUUUUUCCCCCACAGGGACUGUUCCCAGUGUUAUUUUUGGUGUUUGUUUUUACAUUAAUUUAAACUUACAUUUUAAUAAAAUAUAAUUAUCCUA
This is a messenger RNA of Cyprinodon tularosa, 2106 nucleotides long. RefSeq names its product low density lipoprotein receptor adaptor protein 1b (gene ldlrap1b). NCBI's taxonomy places the organism in Eukaryota, Metazoa, Chordata, Actinopteri, Cyprinodontiformes, Cyprinodontidae. Gene Ontology annotation, cellular component: early endosome. The record is from RefSeq and is a predicted model, not a curated record.